AUGGAGAGCAAGGAGCGCUCGCCUUUUUCUGUCCAAGGCUUUGAGCAAGCUUGGGAGCAGGGUCUGUUCGGUGUCCCAGAACUGAGCUGUCCAGAAGGAUUUCAAGAAGCACAGGACAAAGCAUUGCAGGAAUCGGAGCAGCUGGUGCAGAAGGCAUGUUCAACACCGCCUGGGCCUGAGAUUGUAAUGAUAUUUGAUCAGCUUUCAGAUGCUUUAUGCAGGGUAGCUGACUUGGCUGAUUUUGUGAAAAUCGCCCAUCCUGACUGUGCAUUCAGAGAGGCUGCUGAAGAAGCUUGCAGGAACAUUGGUACCAUGGUAGAGAAAUUAAAUACAGAUGUUGAACUGUGCAAGAGUUUGAGACAGCUCCUGGCUGACAAAGUUGUUAUGGAUUCCCUAGACCCAGAAACCAGGCGAGUGGCGGAACUUUUUAUGUUUGAUUUUGAGAUCAGUGGCAUUCAUUUGGAUGAAGAAAAGCGUAAAAAGGCAGUCAACCUCAACAUCCGAAUAUUGGAUUUAUGCAAUGAAUUUCUGGCAGGAGCUCACCUUCCCAACAAGAUUGACCAACAUGUUUUGCCAGAGCACAUUCGGUAUAAUUUUACAACUGAUGGCAAUUACUUACAGGUUGCUGGUCUACAUGCUGAUUGUCCUGAUGAUCUGGUGCGAGAAGCUGCUUACAAGAUUUUUCUUUACCCAAAUGCUGAGCAGUUGAGUCGUUUAGAAGAACUACUUGCUAGUCGAAACAGUCUGGCACAGCUGGUUGGAUACAGCACCUUUGCCCACAGGGCUCUUCAAGGAACAAUGGCCAAAAAUCCAGAGACAGUAACACAGUUUCUGGAGAAGCUUUCUGACCAAUUGUCUCAAAGAACACAAAAAGAUUUCGAAAUGAUGACGAAGAUGAAAAUGAAGCUUAAACCCCAAAAUUCUAAACUGAUGCCGUGGGAUCACCCUUAUUACAGUGGUGUCCUGCGAGCUGAGAGGUAUAACAUUGAUCCUGGUUUGUAUUGUCCCUUCUUCUCCCUUGGGGCGUGCAUGGAAGGUUUGAACGCCUUGUUCAGUCGGCUCCUCGGAAUCUCCCUUUAUGCCGAGCAAACCCGGGCAGGAGAGGUUUGGUCUGAAGAUGUUCGCAAGCUGGCUGUUGUUCAUGAAAAUGAAGGUCUAUUAGGGUACAUCUAUUGUGACUUCUUUCAACGACCUGAUAAGCCACAUCAGGAUUGUCACUUCACAGUUCGAGGAGGCAGGCUGAGGGAAGAUGGAGAAUACCAGCUGCCUGUAGUUGUUCUCAUGCUUAGUCUGCCCCAUUCAACGAGGAAUGCACCAACACUGCUCAGUCCUGGCAUGAUGGAGAAUCUCUUCCAUGAAAUGGGACACGCUAUGCAUUCUAUGCUGGGCCGAACCCGGUACCAACAUGUCACUGGAACCAGAUGUCCAACUGAUUUUGCUGAAGUUCCCUCAAUUCUAAUGGAGUACUUUGCAAAUGACUAUCGAGUAGUUAACCAGUUUGCAAGGCAUUAUAAAACUGGUCAGCCACUACCAAAAAACAUGGUGUCAAGACUGUGUGAGUCCAAAAAAGUGUGUGCUGCAGCUGAUAUGCAACUCCAGGUCUUUUAUGCUGUCUUGGAUCAAAUCUACCAUGGGAAGCAUCCUCUGAAAAGAUCAACCACGGAAAUUUUAAAGGAAACCCAGGAAAAGUUUUAUGGAUUGCCAUAUGUACCUAAUACAGCCUGGCAGCUGAGAUUCAGCCAUCUGGUGGGCUACGGUGCAAAAUACUACUCCUACCUCAUGUCUAGGGCUGUUGCCUCUAUGGUGUGGAAACAGUGUUUUGCUCAAGACCCAUUUGAUAGGGCAAUGGGGGAGCGUUAUCGCAGAGAGAUGCUGGCACACGGCGGUGGAAAAGAGCCUAUUCUUAUGGUUCAAGGUAUGCUUCAGAAAUCUCCUUCAGUUGAAGACUUUGUGGAUGCCCUUGUUUCUGACUUAGACCAGGACUUUGAAACAUUUAUCAUGGACUCAUGAAAAAAAUGGAAUGGAAGUGAAUGUUUUUAUUGAGGGUUGCAUACAUCUUAAUAAUUGCAGAUACAGUGUUGUUAUGGGUUUUUUUCUUGGUGAACACUUGCAAGUGUUUGAACAUUCAUGAUGGUAGAAUAAUAAUAAAUAAUUUUAGUAGAACACCUGGUUGCAUUCCGAAGAAUGAUGACUUUCAGUUUCACAUGGAUUUAAGCAUAGAAUACUAG
Messenger RNA from Tinamus guttatus (white-throated tinamou), 2228 nucleotides. Lineage: Eukaryota; Metazoa; Chordata; Aves; Tinamiformes; Tinamidae. The record is from RefSeq and is a predicted model, not a curated record.